Messenger RNA from Mastomys coucha (southern multimammate mouse), 933 nucleotides. Its product is annotated as vomeronasal type-1 receptor 90-like. Lineage: Eukaryota; Metazoa; Chordata; Mammalia; Rodentia; Muridae. Gene Ontology annotation, molecular function: pheromone receptor activity. Gene Ontology annotation, biological process: G protein-coupled receptor signaling pathway. The record is from RefSeq and is a predicted model, not a curated record. Gene Ontology annotation, cellular component: membrane.
AUGAGAAGAAUCAACACACUGUGUGGAGUUGUUGACAUACAAAAUAUAUUCUUCUCUGAAGUAAGCAUUGGGAUCUCAUUCAACAGUAUCCUCUUCCUCUUCCACAUCCUUCAGUUCAUUCUUGAGCGCAGGCUCCAGAUCACUGACCUAAUCAUCAGUCUCUUGGCCCUCAUCCACUUUUGUAUGCUAACAGUCAUGGGAUUCACAGCUGUUCAUAUCUUUGCAUCUCAGAAUGUGUGGAAUGACAUCAAAUGCAAAUUCCUUGCCCACUUGCACAGAUUUCUGAGAGGCCUCUCUCUUUCUGCUACCUGUCUUCUGAGUGUCCUCCAGGCCAUCACCCUUAGCCCCAGAAGCUUCUGUUUGGCAAAGUUCAAAAAAAAAUCCCCACAGCAUAGCCUGUGUUCCCUUCUUGUACCUUGGGUCUUCUAUAUGUCCUGUGGUGCUCAUUUCUCCUUCUCUGUUGUUGAUGACUACAACUUCUCUUCACAUGGUCUCAUAUUUGUCACUGAAUCCUGCAUUAUUUUACCCAUGAGUUAUAUAACCAGGCACUUAUUUUCUGUAUUGAAGAUAUUUUGGGAUGUGUCUUUCAUAGGUCUCAUGUCCCUCACCAGCGUGUACAUGGUAGCUCUCUUGUGCAGGUACAAGAAGCAGGCCUGGCAUCAACACAGCACCAGCCUUUCUCCAAAGGCAUCCCCAGAGCAAAGGGCCACUCAGACCAUUCUGGUGCUCAUGAGCUUGUUUAUGUUGAUGUACUGUAUGGACUGCAUCAUAUCUGCCUCCAGACUUCUGCAAAACAGUGACCCAAUCUGCCACAGUAUUCAGAUGAUGAUCUCUAAUAGCUAUGCCACCCUCAGCCCUUUGCUGUUAAUGGUUACUAAAAAACGAAUUAGUAGGUUUUUAAAGUCCUUGGUAGGAAGGACAGUAGACGCUUAA